Molecule: messenger RNA, 1140 nt
Organism: Fusarium keratoplasticum
Lineage: Eukaryota; Fungi; Ascomycota; Sordariomycetes; Hypocreales; Nectriaceae
Product: Sterol 24-C-methyltransferase
Exons: 3
Coding region: 1-1140 (379 amino acids)
Biological process (GO): ergosterol biosynthetic process
Cellular component (GO): endoplasmic reticulum
Molecular function (GO): sterol 24-C-methyltransferase activity
Source: RefSeq, a predicted model, not a curated record
AUGUCUACCGCAGAACUCAUUUCCUACGAUGAGGCGAGGAACCAUGCCUUUGACAGCGUUCUUCACCGACAGUCAAAGAACUCCAAGGGUGGAAUGCGUGCCAUGAUGAACAAGGACAACAAGGCCCACGCCGCUGCCGUUGACGACUACUUUCAGUACUGGGACAACAAGAAGGCUGAAGACGAAGUCCAGGCAGUUCGACAGGAGAGAACUGACAACUAUGCCAGCCUCACAAGACAAUAUUACAACCUAGCCACAGAUCUCUACGAGUACGGAUGGAGUCAAAGCUUUCACUUCUGCCGCUUUGCCUACGGCGAGACUUUCCACCGCGCCAUAGCUCGCCACGAGCACUACUUGGUCCACAGCAUGGGAAUAAAGCCGGGUAUGAAGGUCCUUGACGUUGGCUGCGGUGUCGGUGGUCCUGCUCGUGAGAUUGUCAAGUUCACGGGGGCCCACGUGACGGGUUUGAAUAUCACCGAGUAUCAAGUCGAGCGGGCGAGGGUCUAUGCAGACAAGGAGGGUCUAUCUCAUAAACUCAAAUUUGUGCAGGGAGACUUUAUGAAAAUUCCGUUCCCCGACAACUCUUUCGACGCCGUCUACGCCAUCGAAGCUACUGUGCAUGCCCCUUCAUUGAAAGACGUCUACAGCGAGAUCCUACGAGUUCUGAAGCCUGGUGGUGUCUUUGGAGUUUAUGAAUGGCUCAUGACGGAAGAGUAUGACAACGAUGAUCUCGAGCAGCGACGUAUCCGGCUCGACAUUGAGCAAGGCGACGGCAUUGCACAGAUGUUCAAGAUCUCAGACGGCCUCACUGCAAUCAAGGAGGCGGGCUUUGAACUUGAGCAGCACGAGGACCUUGCUGCCAACGAUGACGGCCCUGCACCUUGGUACUGGCCGCUAGACAGCGACAUGCGAUACGCGCAGUCUCUCGCCGACAUGUUGACCGUGUUUCGGAUGAACAAAUGGGGUCGUCUGGUGAUGCAUAACUUUAUCGGGGCUCUCGAGAGUCUCUGGAUCGCACCCAAGGGAACGAGAAAGACUGCUGAGAGCUUGGGCAGGGCGGCAGAUGCGUUGGUUGAAGGUGGUAAAAGGAAGUUGUUUACACCCAUGUACUUGAUGGUUGGAAGGAAGCCCACAGCUUGA